AGCCUGGUAAGAAAAUAACGCAUAGAACUAUCAAAGAAAAAGUUCAUUAGUGACAGAAGAAGAAGAAGAAGAAAAUGGAGGUUGGAUUUUUGGGACUGGGAAUAAUGGGAAAAGCUAUGUCCAUGAAUUUGCUGAAGAAUGGAUUCAAAGUCACUGUUUGGAACAGAACUCUUUCUAAGUGUGAUGAAGUGGUGGCUCAUGGUGCCUCAGUUGGAGAAACCCCUGCAGAAGUAGUAAAGAAAUGCAACAUCACCAUUGCCAUUUUGUCUGACCCUGCUGCUGCUCUUUCGGUUGUAUUUGACAAAGAUGGAGUUCUAGACCAAAUUUGUAGUGGGAAAGGUUAUAUUGACAUGUCAACUGUUGAUCCCGAGACUUCUUGGAAAAUCAGUGAGGCAAUUGCAUUAAAAGGCGGCCACUUCCUUGAGGCACCUGUUUCUGGUAGCAAACAGCCCGCAGAAACUGGUCAACUUGUGAUUCUUGCAGCUGGAGAUAAGGCAUUGUAUGAAGAAGCUGUUCCAGCUUUUGAUGUAUUAGGAAAGAAAUCUUUCUUCUUGGGACCAGUUGGUAAUGGAGCCAAAAUGAAACUUGUUGUCAACAUGAUAAUGGGCAGUGUGAUGAAUGCAUUUUCGGAAGGACUUACACUGGCCGAAAGAAGCGGAUUGAAUCCACAUAGCCUUCUUGACGUGUUGGACUUGGGUGGGAUUGCCAACCCAAUGUUUAGAGGAAAGGGACCAGAAAUGGUUAAAGACAAUUAUUCCCCUGCAUUUCCUUUGAAACAUCAGCAGAAAGAUAUGAGGUUGGCUCUUGCCCUUGGGGAUCAAAAUGCAGUAUCAAUGCCAGUAGCUGCUGCAGCUAAUGAGGCUUUCAAGAAGGCCAGAAGCAUGGGGUUGGGAGACCUUGACUUUUCAGCUGUUUACGAGACCGUGAAGCUUCUUAAACAUUCAUCUUGAUACCAUAUACUACCUUUCAUAUUGUUAGGCUGAUGAAGCCAUAUUCAGUGUUGGUUUGAACCUGAAUUUUUAUAUAUCCAUUUUGUAGUUCCUACUAUUUUGAAAGUUGAUACUAUUAUGUUUUUAAGAAA
Molecule: messenger RNA, 1081 nt
Organism: Gossypium raimondii (Peruvian cotton)
Lineage: Eukaryota; Viridiplantae; Streptophyta; Magnoliopsida; Malvales; Malvaceae
Product: glyoxylate/succinic semialdehyde reductase 1
Exons: 8
Coding region: 75-950 (291 amino acids)
Cellular component (GO): cytosol
Molecular function (GO): NAD binding; NADP binding; 3-hydroxybutyrate dehydrogenase activity
Source: RefSeq, a predicted model, not a curated record